Messenger RNA from Phyllostomus hastatus (greater spear-nosed bat), 2406 nucleotides. It is a transcript of the gene SHISA9, whose product is annotated as shisa family member 9. Gene Ontology annotation, biological process: regulation of AMPA receptor activity; regulation of short-term neuronal synaptic plasticity. The record is from RefSeq and is a predicted model, not a curated record. The coding region runs from base 156 to 1553 and encodes 465 amino acids. Gene Ontology annotation, cellular component: postsynaptic density; AMPA glutamate receptor complex; postsynaptic membrane. NCBI's taxonomy places the organism in Eukaryota, Metazoa, Chordata, Mammalia, Chiroptera, Phyllostomidae. The transcript is spliced from 5 exons.
CUGCACCCCGCACUUGCCCCCACUCACCCUCCCCCCACCCAGCCCCGCGCGCUCCUCCCCGGCCAGCCCCUCCGCGCGCAGCGCGCUGGAGGCGAACGCGGGCUGAGUCGAGCGCCGUGGCCGCCGACCACCGAGCGCCCCGUGCUGCUCCCUGCAUGUGCAGCCCGCGGCGGCUCGCAGCCCCCGGCAGCAGCCUCGGCAGCUUCGGCCGGGCUUCGAGAAGCGGCUGCAGAGGCUCCAGAGGCAGCAGAGCAGCCGAGCCCGGGCUGGGAGACACGAUGCGCCGCGUCCUCCGGCUGCUGCUCGGCUGCUUUCUCACCGAGCUCUGCGCCCGCGUGUGCCGGGCGCAGGAGCGAGCGGGGCACGAGCAGCUGGCGCAGCUGGGCGGCGUGUUGGUGCUUACUGGGGGGAACCGCUCCGGGGCCGCCUCCGGGGAGGCCGGCGAAGGCGCAGGGGUCUCGGACGCGCCCCCGACCCGGGCGCCCACGCCAGACUUCUGCCGGGGCUACUUCGAUGUUAUGGGCCAGUGGGACCCGCCGUUCAACUGCAGCUCGGGCGACUUCAUCUUCUGCUGCGGGACUUGUGGCUUCCGGUUCUGCUGCACGUUUAAGAAGCGGCGUCUAAACCAGAGCACCUGCACCAACUACGACACCCCACUCUGGCUGAACACGGGCAAGCCCCCCGCACGCAAGGACGACCCCUUGCACGACCCCACCAAGGACAAGACCAACCUGAUCGUUUACAUCAUCUGCGGGGUGGUGGCCGUCAUGGUGCUCGUGGGCAUCUUCACCAAGCUGGGACUGGAGAAAGCGCACCGGCCCCAGAGGGAGCACAUGUCCAGGGCCCUUGCAGAUGUCAUGAGGCCACAGGGCCACUGCAACACUGACCACAUGGAGAGAGACCUGAACAUUGUGGUCCAUGUGCAGCAUUACGAGAACAUGGAUACCAGAACCCCCAUAAAUAAUCUCCACUCUACCCAGAUGAACAACGCAGUGCCCACCUCCCCUUUGCUGCAGCAGAUGGGCCAUCCACACUCAUACCCCAACCUGGGCCAGAUCUCCAACCCCUAUGAACAGCAGCCUCCUGGCAAAGAGCUCAAUAAGUACGCCUCCUUGAAGGCUGUCGGAAGCUCUGAUGGUGACUGGGCAGUGGCGACACUUAAGUCACCAAAAGCGGACAAGGUAAAUGACGACUUCUACUCCAAGCGCCGGCACCUGGCCGAGCUGGCCGCCAAGGGGAACCUACCUCUGCACCCUGUGAGAGUGGAGGAUGAGCCGCGGGCCUUCAGCCCUGAGCACGGCCCCGCCAAGCAGAACGGACAAAAGUCUCGCACCAACAAAACGCCCCCACAUCCCCUGGCCUACAAUUCCACCACCAACUUCAAGGGCUGGGACCCCAACGAGCAGUCUCUCCGGCGACAGGCUUACGGCAACAAGGGCAAGCUUGGCACAGCUGAGUCAGGCUCCAGCGACCCCUUGGGAACUCGCCCCCAGCACUACCCGCCCCCACAGCCAUACUUCAUCACCAACAGCAAAACGGAAGUGACUGUGUGAGCUUUCGCUGCACGGUGCAUCCUGGAGAGCACAGUCAACCGAGAGGCAGAAAAUAGUCCGGCCCACACCCUCCCUGGCCUCCCCCCACACAGCCACCCCCACACUCACUCUCCACACCAACCGACCAGAAACCUACUGGUGACAACGGAAUCACGUUUUUCCCAGGUCAUACCUAACACGUGUUGGCGGGCAGCUGAGCAGGAAUGAAACAUGGACAUUCAGCAAUACAGCAAGGGGACACUGAAGCACAUUCUUUUGACUUCAGGCCCAAAGUUGCCGACUCACAUGCCCAAAACUGUGGGGCUAAUUUUUCUUUUCCUCUUAACUUGAAACUAAAAUCCAUGAUGAAACAUAAUAGUAGCACAAUUUAGAGAGAUUGUCCAUUUGAGCACAUAUACCAUUUGCCAGGAGCUGUUUCUGGGUGAAUGAGCCAGGGUGCAAGGGGGGGUGUAGAAACUGAGGGUGGACACUCAAGAUGAGUGUCCUUGAAAAGAGGAGUCAUUUGGGAGGAACCUGUGCACAUUAUAAGCAUUUUCUAAUCCCAAAAAGUGGUGAUGUGAACACAUAAUUUUGAUGAGCGUGAGACAGUAACUGGACCCUAACCAUUUAUAGUCCUUUUCAUAUCAUUAAUGUUGGAAGCAAAAAACAACACAUACUCAGACUCACAAAAUGUAAAUGACCCUGAACCCACCGACAGUGAUGGGAAAGAAGGAUGAUUUUAGGACUCCUAUUAAGACCAUGACCAUGGAAAUGGGAGGGAUGAGAUUUUAUGGCAGGCAGGGGGUCCAGAGAGUAUUAAAUAACAUUUUUUAGAAAAAAAAAAGAAAAAGAAAAAUGAAAUAUAAGUCUACUA